AUGAUCGCCUCCCACACGCAGAACCAUUUCACGCAAAGACAGAUUCUUCACACAAGGCCUUCUUCGCCGCAGUAUAAAAUGGUUCGGUUCACUGCAAUUCUUCUGGCACUCGCAACUACCAGCAUUGCUGGGGCAUUGCGGGUGAAGUCUCUGGCACACAGUGGUCCUGCUUGUCCUCAGGAUGCCAAGGUGACAUGGUCUGGCAGCCUCGACGAUCUGACCAUCACGCUGCCAGACUUCAGCGAAAGCUUGGCCGCCGGCCAAAUCACAAGCUGCCAGGUCCAUGUGCUUCUCGACCAGGGUGAGCCUGGUAAGGCAUUGCUUUUGCAGGAUGUUGUCGUCCGGGGUGGACUCUACCUCAGUGCCAACGCCGAGGUCGACUUUCAUACGACGGCGUACUGGAGUGAGACUGCAUCAGACACUGUCACCAAGCAAACGAGCACGUCAGCGGGCUCCAGUGCCGUUGUUCGCAACGUUGCCGUGGCCCAGCGCCUGAACUCGGCGUCAACCUGCGUUGGCAAAGACGGCUAUGUGGGCAUCCUCAAUGUUACUUUCCGCAUCGUCUCGAAGGGAGGCAGCCGGGUAGUAUUUGGGAAAGAGCGAAAAGACAGUGGCACAUCACCUGUGACGGAACUGCUCACCUUCGCAUGGCAAAGCUGUUAA
Molecule: messenger RNA, 663 nt
Organism: Colletotrichum truncatum
Lineage: Eukaryota; Fungi; Ascomycota; Sordariomycetes; Glomerellales; Glomerellaceae
Source: RefSeq, a predicted model, not a curated record